GUGGAGAAACCAGGACUCUGUCCCAGCUGCGACCGCCGCUGUCCGGCUGCUCCACCAGCAGCGUCCCGCUCCAUCACCACCACCACCACCACCACCACCAUCAGCAUCAGCACCACCGAACAACCGCGUCCGUGAGGCAGCAUCGUGAAGAUGGCGACCGGCUCCGGUUGGCAGCCGUAUUACUGCCCUGCUGCCGGGCCGGGGAAAUUUACCUCCCCCAUAGCGUCCAGCUUCCAGCCCGGCAUCACCCUGGAAUAUACCCAGGACCUGCACCUGAAGAUGAGCAAGAAGAUCGCACAGCUAACCAAGGUUAUCUAUGCGCUGAACACGAAAAACGACGAACACGAGGCGGCCAUCGCCACCUUGAAGGAGGCCCACGAAGAGGAGGUGCAGCAGAUCCUCUCGGAGACCAGAGAGAAGAUACUGCAGUACAAGAGUAAGAUCAGCGAUGAGAUGGACCUGAAGAAGCGGAUCCAGUCUCUGGAGGAGUCCAUGGAGCUCCACGAGAGGAUGAAGAGACAGGCGCUGGCCGAGUUCGAGAGCUACCGCCAGAGGGUGGAGGACAUGCAGCUGUGCACCGAGGCUCAGCACACGCAGCGGGUGGUGUCCAUGUCCAGGGAGGUGGAGGAGAUGCGGCGGUCCUUCGAAGAGAAGCUGCGCACGUUCAGCCAGGCCCAGGCCCAGUUCGAGCAGGAGAAGCAGGCGGCUCAGGAGGAGCUGAAGGGCCAGCACAGGCAGGAGAUCCAGGAGCUCCUGCGCAGCCACCAGAGCCACAACGCCAACUACAGCAAAGACCAGGAGAAACUGGGCCAGCUGCACAAGGCUGAGGUGGACUCUUUGGCGGAGCGGGUGGAGGAGCUCAAACAAGACAAAAAGAGACUGGUGGAGGAGUACGAGGCCAAACUCAGCAAGGCUCAGGCCUUUUACGAGCGCGAGCUGGAAGCCAUGAAGAGAACGCAGCAGCUGACCGCCGACAACCUGUUGGCAUGGAAACGCACCGAGUCCGAGCUGCGGCGGGAGUUCCAGAGUCAGGAGGCGGCUCUUCAGAAGACCCUCGGGAAGCUGCGGGCCGAGCUGGUCAGGGUGACGGAGGAAGCCCGGGAGAACCGGGACAAGUCCCACAAGCUCCACUCGUCUCUCAACACGGCUGAGAGCAGCGUCAAGGACUUAUCCAGGCAGCUGGAUGAGGUGACCCAGAACUCGGAGAUUGUGGAAAUCCGUCAGAAGGAAGCCGAGUGCGAACUGGAGGCAGCCAGAGACCGAGUUCAGCAGCAAGCCACCGAGAUACUGCUCAAAGCCAGUCAGAUCAGCAGCCUGCAGGCCACCCAGAUGACUCAGGAGGCGGCCAUCAGGGACCUGGACAACGAGCGGAGCCGGCUGAAGGACAAGGUGCUGAGGAUAGAGGAAGAGAGGGAGGCACUGCAGAGCCAGAGCCAGGCCCUGGACGACAGGCAGAAACAGCAGAUCCAGUCCCUGGAGAAGACCCUGCACGAGGAGAAGACGUCCCACGAGCAGGACAUGAGCAACAUGCGGGUCCGACACGAGGAGGAGGGCAGCCAGAUGAAGGAGAGCCAGACUCGAGCUGUGGAGGAAGUGGCCAAGAAGCACAGAGUGACCCUGGAAACCGCUCUGAACAACGCCGAGAAGGAGAAGAACCGCCUGCUGGCCGAGCUGGAGCAGCAGUUUGAGAGAGAGCGCCUCCAACUGGAGGAGCACAAGACGCUGCUCCGGCAGCAGCUGGACGAGCUGAAGGACGAGCUGACCUCCAAACUCAGCGCGGCCAAUGAGGAGGUGUCUCGGCUGCAGGGGAAGCUGCAGCAGGGGGAGCAGGACAUGGGAACAGCCGAGGGACAUAUCUCCACCCUGAAGGAGGCGCAGGACAAACUGCUGGAGGAGCUGGACGCCACCAGGGCUCGUCUGAGAGAGACCAGCAACCUGCUGUCCGCGCUGCAGGGUGAGUUGGAGAUCCAGAAGCGUCAGCAUGAAGCUAAAAUCAUCACCACCAAAGAAGAAGAGAAACUGAAGAUGGACAAAAUGGCUCUGGAGCUGGAGCUGAAAUGGACCGAAACACUCAGGCAGGAGUGUAAGAAGCUGCGCGAGGAGCUGAGAGAGGAGCACGGGGAGGACAAGGCCUCAGCUCUGGCUCAGCUGGCCCAAAGCAAAGAGCAGGAGCUGGGCAGCGCCAGAGAGAGCUGGCAGAGGAAGGUGGAGGAUCUGCUCGAACAGAUCUCCUUGUUGAAGCAGAGUCUGGAGAUGCAGCUGUCCCAGUCGCAGUCGUCGCUGCAGCAGCUGCAGCACCAGUUCACCCAGGAGAGGGAGCACCUGAGGAUGCAGCUGGACGAGCUGCAGACGGAGCACCAGAGGCGACAGCACCGUCUGCAGGAGGUGCACUGCUGCGCCAUGCAGGACCAGGAGCGCUCCAGGCAGCGUGACCUGAAGGAUUUGGAGGAGCGUCUCCGCCAUCAUCACCAUGCGGAGCUGCAGUCGAUCAGAGAGGCUCAUCGCCACAGCCUCGAGACGCUCAAGCAGCAAUCUGAGCAGGAGCUGCAGACGCUCCGCUUCGAGCUGGAGGACGAGGGCAAGGCCAUGCUCGCCUCUCUGCGCUCGGAGCUGAACCACAUCCACGCGUCGGCCAUCGAGCACCUGAGACAAACCCACCAGCAGGAGGCCGCCGCUGCCAAACUGGAGCUGGAGAAGACGCUGGACAACAACCGGACACAGGAGCGCGAGCUGCUGGGCCGGAUCACUGAGCUGCAGGAGGAGGUGUCCAGGAGGAAGAGCCACAUCGCUCAGCUGGACCACCAGAUCCACACGCUCAACGAGAACAUCAGCACCCUGACCAAAGAGCUGGAGCUCAAGGGCAAAGAGGUGCUCAAGAUCCGCAGCGAGGCCAAUCAGCAGAUAAGGGUUCAUGAACAAGAGCUGAUGAAGAGGCACGAGCGGGAGCUGGGCGAGAUGAACGCCGUCCACAGCCGAGAGACGCAGAACAUGCUGUCAGACUUCAACAAGGCCCAGGAAGUGCUCAAAGACAAGAUCUCCGCCCUCCAGAUACUGCUGGAGGGAUCAGAGGAUAAGUUCAGGAACAGAGAGAGUCGUCCUGAAGACCUGCAGAUCAUCGCAGAGCUGAGAGACAUGGUCUCAGAGAGGGAGUCCCUGGUGAAGAAGCUGGUGGAUGAUAAGAAGUUCUACCAACUGGAGCUCGUCAACAGGGAGACCAACUUCAACAAAGUGUUCAACGCCAGCCCCAACGUAGGAGUCAUCAACCCGCUCAUCAAGCAAAAGAAAAAGAAUGAGAAAACCGCAGCCAGCAGAUUGAGCAGCUCUCCUAAUCUCAGGGCUCUGGAGGCGGCGGGCAUGGGCGUGGGCGUGGUGGGUACCGGGAGCGCGCCCCCAGCCCCGCCCCCGCCCCCGGCCCAGCCCGGCCGUCUAGAGCCCAUCCCCAACUCCCCCCUCCACCACCUUGAGUUCAACUCCAACAAACCUCUUCCCCCGCCGACCCCUCCCACCGAACCCAAGAAGUUCAUGAGCCCUCCUGAAACUAAGGACGCCACCAUCGACUCCCCGGACGCUCAGCGCCAGGAGUGGUUCGCUCAAUACUUUUCCUUUUGAUUGACCACGAACCUGCAAACACGAGGAUUCAGCAUGUCGACCCAACUUAAGAAAAAAAGAGAAUAAAAAACAGAAAAAAAAAUGAGAAAAACUGUUAAAACUAUUUGUUCUUUAUUGUCAUUGGUUUGGGAUCAAUUCACUUUGGAUUCAGUCAACGGAAGCUGUGAGAGGAGGAGUGAUGAUUGAUCAUCGAUCUGCCAAUGACACGCUCAGAACCUGAUGUCAUUCGUUUUCACGCUGGUAGAAGUGAGGAUUCCACUUCCUGUGGUUGGCUGAGGUGAAGGUGAAUUGAACCUGACGUCAUCACUGAUCUGAUUCAACUGCUUGAUUCUAUCUGAUUGUUUCACUGUGGACGAGUUUCUCUCUUAGUUACAGUGACAUCAGUACGUUCGAUGUUUAUUUCAUUUCUUUACUUCUCAACUUAUUUUGCAGUUUCUUUUGGACUAGAGAAUAAAACGAGUGGUGCAUCAUCAUGCUGCUAAUUGCCAUUGUUGGACUACAGUAAGAAGUAUAUAUAUAUAUAUAGAUAUAUAUAUAAAAAGAAAUCUAUGGUAGGUUAUUGUGCUCUCUUCGUACGUGGGCCAACUGCAUACAGCCUGUCAGAGCUGGACGGCUGAUCCAGGACCAGCUCGCCUCCUCAUUCACGGCGACAUUUCACACGGGCCUGACCCUGGAUCAGCUGCGGAGCUCUGACCUGCUCCAUGAGUUAGGACGAAACCAUCAUGGCCAGUUUGUUACAGCUGCAUAGAAGUUUCAGCAGAUUUUGGUAGAAUAUUAAAACCUGUUUGUAUGGUUGUCUGUCUCAACACAGAUAUAAUGAUGUCUCACCAAUUUUAAAAACAAAAAUAGCAUAUUUUAUAUUUAUAUUAUAAUGUGUAUGCUUAAUAAAUAAUUAUUGUGACAUUUU
Hippoglossus stenolepis (Pacific halibut) is the source of this 4516-nucleotide messenger RNA. RefSeq names its product family with sequence similarity 184 member Ab (gene fam184ab). Lineage: Eukaryota; Metazoa; Chordata; Actinopteri; Pleuronectiformes; Pleuronectidae. The record is from RefSeq and is a predicted model, not a curated record.